GCUAUGCUGAGAGUCUAACAAACACGCUGGGAGCGAUCUCGAGUCGACAUGUCAGCACAGAAAAGCACUACGACCAUGGCAGUACAAUAUGAUACGUUUGUGGGAAACUGCUAACGCGAUGGUAUUGUCGUCUUUUUUCCUCCUAAUGACGAUCGAUUGUGUUGUGAUCGUAACGUCGUAAUCUUUUGUUAUCUACGUGACGUUACCGAAAGACCGAAAGACCCAGAGAACUCUUGCUUUAGUUCCUCUUUCGUUUCGUUUGCCCUUCCGCCCAGCAGCAUGCAGGCUGAGUGAACGCAGUGACUCCCACCAGGUUUUAAAGUGAUGUAUAACUCCACGGCGUGAGCACAAAAACAACAUUUUACACACACACACAGAUCUCUGCUGCUGCUGCAUCACAAGACACGAGGCGCGGGUCUCGGGGGAGGCUGCGGUCGAUCGUCGCAGGGUCACCGAUGCGGCCGUGGGGGUCACCGAGGCAGGCGACUCGCGGACCGCGCGAUGCAGGGAGGAGCAUGGGCGAGGUGGAGAGCCGUCGUCUCGCUCGCCCUCGGGAUUGUAUUCUUCACCAGGCUGGUGUCUUGUCAAGCCUGCAGUGCAGAAUUCUACAAAACGAGUAACAACAUCUGUUGCAAGCUAUGCCGUGCAGGAACUUACAAGGCAGUGGACUGCACAGAGAAUGGAAAGGAUGCUUUCUGUUUGUUGUGUCCCGAGGGCCUCUACAUGGAGACAGAAAACCACGCCACAUCCUGUAACCGGUGUAAGAAAUGUGGAAAAGACGAAACCAUUAAGACUCCAUGCACUAUCGCAUCGAAUACCCAGUGCCGGUGCAAAGAGGGCCUUCAGUGGAAUCCAGAGACCAGAACUUGUUCGAUGACCGAGCCAGGUGCGAUAGUAAAACCAGUGACACAUUUGGCCGUGUUCAUUGUUAUUUUAUUGCUGAUUUGGAUCGCUCGAUAUAUGUGGAAGUUCUUCAAAAAUCGAAAACAAACAUGGGAACGAAAGGAUCAACUACCCAUGUUCCGGCCCCAGUCAGACGAGUUGGAAAUGCUGAUUACAAAUGUUAAGGCCGAGCAGGACGGACCGGCGUUCUUUUUACUGAAAAACAAGAAGAGGGAGUUGAAGCUCUGGCUCAGAGUCAACCCAGAGCACCUUCUGGAGCACCUCGACAGCAACAAUCUGAUGUCACGUGACUUCUACAAACGAGCCACAGCCUUGCCUCCUGAAGAACGCAUCGACGCUGUGCUCACACAUUUCAUGAUGGGCGGAGAGCACCAAUGUCGUGUCCUGCUGAGGGCUCUUUUUGAUGUGAGAAAGACUUACGCUGAUGUGUGGAAUUGGCUGAUGGAUACGGACAGGAAGGUGAAGUUAAUCAUCGUGGAAGGACAGUCACUGAGAGCUAUUCGCAUGAAGAAACUUGAACUUAAGCAAUGGCUGAGCUCCAAUCCGAGCCACCUUGUGGACAAGUUAAAAAAAUACGGGUUCCUGACAGCUUACAAAGCGCCUUCGUUCACAAACAGCGAGGAAUGCACCUUGAAUGUUCUGAAUCACUUCAUCGACCGAGGGGACAAAGGCUGCGAGAAGCUCCUGUUUGCCCUUCAAGCCGUGCACGUCCACUACGCCCACUUACACACGUGGCUGCGCUCUCUCGGUUUCUUCAUGGAAAUUCUGAACAAUUCCCCCUUAUUUAUCAUGCAACGUAGCGACGCUGAACUCAGCAAUACUCUGCAGAAAUGCCUCCCCAAGCUGAUAAAUAUACUGCAAAGUGAUGUAAAAUUUCUUGUACGUCACCUCCUCCAACAAAACCUCAUCACUAAGGAGACAGAGGCGACGUUGCUUGGAGAGGCAACGGAGAUGAAGAAGUCUGUCACGCUGCAGGAUGUCGUGAAGAAACAUCCGCGUUGCGCGAGCAAACUGUGGGAGAUCGUGUGGGGUCUCCGAGAUUCCCACCCACAGCUCACAGAGUUUUGUCUGCAGCUUUGAGCCCCCCCCCCCUUCCAAAAGUAAUCUUUGGUUGAUUAUAACAUUUAUGCAAACAACAAAUUCACAGCCAGUCAGCUUCAAGGGGAAUUGCAUAUGGGUGGGUGGAGACAGUAGGUGGGCACAUCUCUGCUUUAUUGACCUGGUCAAGGCUUAUGAUACCAUCAACAGGCCAGGGCUGUGAGCAGUUGUUCAUCCUUUCGGAGUCCCUGACUCUCUGUUCACAAUCAUUAAGGGCCUUCAUGAUGGUGGACAGGCCCGGGUAAAGCUACGUCGCCAGGAGUCAGAGCCAUCCCCUGGUCACCUUCUAUUUGGCCGCAUAAAGGGGGCUAAACGGGCACGACAUGGGCUGGAGAAGAGAUGGUCUGAUGCGGUAUGUGAUGAUGUAGCGCUGAAUAGACUUGCCGACGACUGGUACCAGUGGUGUCAAGAUCGGCCUCUAUAGAGGAGGCUCGUGAAGGACGCUGCUAGGCAAUUUGGAGGCAGUCGCCCUCCAGCAACAACGGAGGGCAGAGGAGCAACGCUCACAACAAUGAGCAGAGCACCCAGCGGCUAAAACGCAGCAAGUCGGCACAGUAGGGGGCACAGCUGGUAGUGCAUCUACCGGUCAUCUCAGUCAGCCAAUCCAUGGCACCUGUUGGGUCUGUCCCGAGACUUGUCAGCGAGCCUUCGACACUUCACGUGGCCUCAAAGUGCACUUGGCCUGGCAUAGGUACCGUGGUGAUGUCACCGUCACUUAGUGGCGAAUGGCGGCUGUAUUGGUGGGUGGGGACAGUUGUGGUGGGUGGGGACAGUCGGGGUGGGUGGGGACAGUCGUGGGUCAGGCAGAUUUAUGAUGACUAGAAAUGAUAUUAGAGCAGAAAUGGAACGUAAAAUGUCGGUCAUCAUUUUAAAGUGUGAUAUCCUAGAAACGUGGACUUUUGUUAACUAAAAACAUGUUUUUUAUAAUGAAUCUAUAAACCUGAAGUUAAAUGUUUUUAUACCAAUAAAAAAUGCGGAAACCA
This is a messenger RNA of Lethenteron reissneri (Far Eastern brook lamprey), 2984 nucleotides long. RefSeq lists its product as uncharacterized. Gene Ontology annotation, molecular function: protein binding. The record is from RefSeq and is a predicted model, not a curated record. NCBI's taxonomy places the organism in Eukaryota, Metazoa, Chordata, Hyperoartia, Petromyzontiformes, Petromyzontidae. Gene Ontology annotation, cellular component: plasma membrane.